Molecule: messenger RNA, 939 nt
Organism: Pelobates fuscus (common spadefoot toad)
Lineage: Eukaryota; Metazoa; Chordata; Amphibia; Anura; Pelobatidae
Product: olfactory receptor 1G1-like
Exons: 1
Coding region: 1-939 (312 amino acids)
Biological process (GO): G protein-coupled receptor signaling pathway
Cellular component (GO): membrane
Molecular function (GO): odorant binding; olfactory receptor activity; G protein-coupled receptor activity
Source: RefSeq, a predicted model, not a curated record
AUGAAUGAUUGUAAAAACAGCAGUGAAAAUGAAUUCUACAUCCUAGCAUUUUCUGCUUCUGCAUCUAUUGAAACUGUGCAGUUCCUUGGGAUUUUAUUCAUGUACUUAGUGGCAGUUCUUGGAAACAUGAUUAUUGUUGGACUUGUAAUAAGUGUGUCCCAGCUACACACGCCAAUGUACUUCUUCUUGUGUAACCUCUCUGUUGUUGAUAUUACAUAUGUUUCGAACACCCUCCCUAUGCUGUUGUCUAUCACUUUAACACAUGACCACAGGAUCUCUUAUCAGGGUUGCAUUACUCAAACAUAUUUCUAUCUGUUCUGCACAGCCACAGAGAUCUUUAUACUGACAUCCAUGGCUUAUGACCGCUAUGUGGCAAUUUGUAUCCCCUUGCAAUACCCUAUGAUUAUGAACAAACAAGUAUGUAUUGCAAUUGCAACAUGUUCUUGGCUCAUCAGUUUAUUGAACUCACUGUUACUUAUUGUGCUCACAUCUAUGCUAUCAUUCUGUUAUUUUCAUGAGAUCAACCAUUUCUUCUGUGAGCUGAAAGCAUUGCUAAGUAUUACCUCUACUGACACAUCAAGCAGGGAAAUAUUACUCAUUUUUGAAGACAUAUUUAUAGCUUUCUUACCAUUCUUACUCACUAUAAUUUCUUAUGGUUACAUUGUCUCCACUAUCUUAAAGGUCCAAUCAUCAAAUGGACGACUCAGAGCAUUCUCCCGCUGCACUUCCCAUUUCACCACUGUCCUUUUAUUCUAUGGCCCUGGUAUCUCCUUGUAUUUGAAGCCACAUUCAGACAAUUUUCAAGAGCAAAACAAGGUGUUUACAAUGCUUUAUGUAGCUGUGGUGCCAAUGUUAAACCCAUUGGUGUAUAGUCUUAGGAACAACGAGGUUAUGGGAGCUAUCAAGAAACUAACCAAUGUUUAUAGAAAUAUAAUUUAA